AUGCAACGUAUUACAAGAAGCAUUAUCAUCAAUCGACCUUUAUUCUCUAACUUGACGACUCGUCGCUUUUACUCGGAUGGUCCAUUUGGAGGUAGUAGUAAUGGUGGUGCGGGUGCCACUGCUAGUUCACGAGACUGGGGUGAAAAAGAAAGAGCUAUAGAAGGUCAAUGGGCUCGUAUCAAUGAUCAACAAAAACUCAACAUGCUUCGAGAAACAAUCGAGAAACAAAAGAUUGCUACAGGCGAAAUGAGAAAAGAUAUAGAAGACUUGAAAGAAAUCCUUGAUUUGAAAAAGAAGAACCAAUAA
Lichtheimia ornata is the source of this 306-nucleotide messenger RNA. RefSeq lists its product as uncharacterized. The transcript has 2 exons. Gene Ontology annotation, biological process: negative regulation of ATP-dependent activity. The record is from RefSeq and is a predicted model, not a curated record. Gene Ontology annotation, molecular function: ATPase inhibitor activity. Gene Ontology annotation, cellular component: mitochondrion. Lineage: Eukaryota; Fungi; Mucoromycota; Mucoromycetes; Mucorales; Lichtheimiaceae. The coding region runs from base 1 to 306 and encodes 101 amino acids.